Molecule: messenger RNA, 2581 nt
Organism: Nerophis ophidion (straightnose pipefish)
Lineage: Eukaryota; Metazoa; Chordata; Actinopteri; Syngnathiformes; Syngnathidae
Gene: ifrd2
Product: interferon-related developmental regulator 2
Exons: 13
Coding region: 656-2020 (454 amino acids)
Source: RefSeq, a predicted model, not a curated record
UUCUCCAUGUCUGCUCAAAAGACGACAUCGUUGACAGCAAGCUCAGGCCCGCGAAAACGACGAAAAACGCCGCGCCGUGCCCGACGAGCGAGUAGUCGGCGACGUCUUAUUGUUGUUAAAUCCAAUAAAUGUACUUUGUCUGAAAUCCGCGCGGGGUCGUAUUGGAAAUUUGGAAUCGGAUUGAAGUAGCACCUGGCAACCCGUUAUUUAAUCUACAGAGUAAACCUGGCAACCCCCGGCAGCCGGCGUGCUCUCUCUGCUGCGACUGAGAGGAAGAUGGUGGACCUGCGGACCACAUCGUGCUUCAAACUUCGCCCCAAACUCUUUGAGAGAUGCUCACUUUGUCAACCCGGCGUCACGUACAGAUUACCAGGGGACAACUAUAGAUACUACAUCCAGGACAAGUGUGGAGUUUGUCUCUUCACUUCCGGGCUGGAGGUUAGCUUGAGUGGCUAAUUAGCCAACUUUUGCCGGGUUUUCUUAAUUUUUAUUGAACUUGUUUGUCGUGGGACCACCGCCCGGAUGUCUGCCCGUCGACGGUGACGCCGCCGGGAGUGCGAAAAGUCCAUUUUAUAAGCGGGGGCGGACGUUAGCUAGCGAGCCGAGCGAAGACACCUCCAGCCGGCCGGCAGCUGUGAGGACUCCAGGUGCCGCCAUGCCGCGGGUUAGAAAAGGGAGACGCGGCGCCAGCAAAGCGGGAUCUCUUCGUCAGGACGUUCUCCAGCUGCAGCUGACGACUAAAGCCUCACUGAAAGGUGUCAAAAAUGGCAGCAGGGUGGAGUCAGGAGCCAGCGAUGACGAGCUGACGUCGGACGUCCUCAGCCACUACAGCAGCGCCAGUGAAGGCACCUCUGUGCUGGAGGAGGGCACAGGAGGGGAGCAGGUGGAUGAGCAGACGGCCCAGGAGGAAAUGGAAGACAAAAUCAAGCAGUACAUCGAUGAUCUCACUGACAAGAGUGCCAAGACUCGACUUGCGGCCAUGGAGUCCUUGCGACAGGUCUUCUCCUCCAAAGUCCUGUACGACUUCCUCACGGAGAGACGCCUCACUGUCGGCGACUGCCUGGAGAGGAACCUCAAAAAAGGCGGCGGGGAGGAGAAGGCGUCGGCGGCCACCGUCUUCGCCCUGCUCUGCAUCCAGCUGGGUGGAGGAGAUGAGGCGGCUGAGGGCUUCAACAUGCUCCGCCCCAUCCUGACCACCAUCUUGACUGACAACACCGCUAGCAUGACAGCACGUCAAAGUUGUGCCAGAGCUUUGGGGAUGUGUUGCUAUGUUUCUGCUGCUGAAGACGGAGAAGACUUGAUCAAGUCCUUGUCCCUCCUGGAGAGCAUAUUCAUGUCCUCCUACCCCAACCGAGAGGGAGUGCUGCCCACGUCCAAACCUGGAGGCCCGGCUCUCCACAGCGCCGCCCUGCAGGCCUGGUGCCUGCUGGUCACCCUCUGUCCUGCAUCCAAACUCUCUGUCCUGCUGCACCUUCAUCUUCCCAAGCUGCUCGCCUGCCUGCAAAGUAGCGACGUCAACUACAGGAUCACCGUGGGAGAAACCAUUGCACUGCUUGUGGAGCUAGGAAGGGAAAUUGAUGAGGACUUUGAGCUAGAGGACGCAGAAAGCUUAUGUGAGAGUCUGAAAGCUUUAGCCACAGACUGCACCAAGCAUCGUGCCAAGAACGACAAGCGGAAGCAGCGCUCCAUCUUCAGGGAGGUCCUGCACUACAUGGAGAACGAGGACUUCACUGAGGAGAGGAUCAGGUUUGGAGUGGAGAGCGUUUACAUCGACAGCUGGAUGAGGAGAAGAAUCUACGACGCCUUCAAGGAGAUCCUGGAGUCAGGAGUCCGACAUCAUCUGCAGUUUAAUCCUCUGCUGAGAGACAUCUUUGGCCUGGGACCUCCCAUCAUCCUGGACCCCGCCCUCAAAGCCAACAAGAUCUCACGCUUUGAGAAGCAUCUAUUUAACUCUGCUGCGUUCAAGGCCAGAACAAAACAGAGGAACAAAGUACGUGACAAGCGUGCUGAUGUCAUGUGACCUGACCUCCAACACUGUGUUCGCCACAUUCAACAUGGCCGUUGUUGCUCCAGCGAGGAAAGUUUGCUAUUGAACAUGAUGAACAAUGUUUUCUUCCUAUUGUGAGCAGAAGUUUUCUAACCUUGUCGCUAGCAACAAAUUGCUCCUGAUUUUUGGUGCAAGUGGACAUUUUUAAUUAGCUUCUUUCAUUUCUAAUUGGUGCUCAUGCUAACGUCAACAUAUUUGUUUUUAUUUAUUCCACUACAACUGUUUGGCUUUGAAGAGAAUGCAAAGUGCUGUUUACACAUGUUUCAUCUUGAAUAGCAUAUUUGAUUGCACAUUGAAGGGAACAUGUUACUUGAAUCAUUAAAUGGCUGCUUGGACUCUGCCAUACAUCCCAAUGACAUUAUUAUUAGUCUUUGUUCUAGCAGUCUAACCAAUCAAUACCAGACAAAGUCAAAGAAUGCUCCUUUUCAUAAUGUGACAUGUAGGUUCAAAAUGUAGUCUGAAUAUUUGAUAUACUACAUUUUAGCAUUUUGUAAAGGUACAAUUUCAAAAGAUUAAAUUUUUUGGUGAAAUUAA